Molecule: messenger RNA, 3242 nt
Organism: Equus quagga
Lineage: Eukaryota; Metazoa; Chordata; Mammalia; Perissodactyla; Equidae
Gene: GPATCH3
Product: G-patch domain containing 3
Exons: 7
Coding region: 1167-2729 (520 amino acids)
Biological process (GO): positive regulation of DNA-templated transcription; negative regulation of type I interferon production; negative regulation of RIG-I signaling pathway
Molecular function (GO): nucleic acid binding
Source: RefSeq, a predicted model, not a curated record
GUGGCAUGAUGGGAGAGAUCAGAGAACAUUUUCUCCUGAAGCCAGCCUGUUCUCAGGAGGGGCUAUUAAGGAGGGGUUUGUGCUGGCGCAAGUCAGGGGCCAGGGAUGCAAAGUUCAGGGAACUGGGGGAAAGAAAGCUUAACCAAACUUUGGUUAACAAGCAUUUUGUUCUGAAUGAUCAUUGGGCCAAGCAAUUCAUCCAAGCGUUUUUGAGGCAGAGAAGUGGAAUUUAAAGUCUGUGUCUAGCCUUGUCAUAGGUAAACAAGGGGGCACCCAUAAGUUUUAUCUAAGUCAUAUCACGGAGUGUGUUUCUUUACAAUAAUCUGUGUUCCAGAACACCAAAGGCGGGAGGCGUUUCCUAACUUUGGCUGUUUUUCAGGAUCACAGGGCUUAGGUAAAGGUCAACAUUGUCAAUACAUUUCCUGAUAAACGCAUGCAAGAAUUUCUUUAAAGUAGAUACCCAGAAGUGGAAUUGCUGGGUCAAAAGGUAAGUGUAGUUUCACACUACUGGGUGAUGCCGAAUUGUUUCCCCAAGUACCAGUUUACACUUCUAUCAACGGUAUUUGGGAGCUCCAGUCGCUCCACAUCGUCACCGACUUUUGAGGACUUCAAAAUGUUUGCCAAUCUGGUGGAUGUGAAGUGGGUCUCACUGCAUUUCCUUGAUUAUUAAUGAGAUUGAGCAUCUUUCAUUGUUAAUUGGACUUUUUUCUCUUCUGUGAAGUGUCUUCGGCCCACUUUUCAAUUGGAUUGUUUAUCUUUUUCUUACUGGUUUGUGGGAGUUCACCAAUAUGUUUUGUAAAAAUAAAUGGAUGAACGACUGAAAGGCUCUGAACUGAGAAAGAACUGAGAUUAGAUUUAGGAGAGCCCCAACAAGUAAAAAUCUUAAAAACUGCCCCUCCCGCAGGCUUCUAAUUAGAUCCUCACUAGAGCCUUAUGAAAACUCUGUAACCCCAUUUCUCAGGUGAGUUUUUCCAUUAUCGCCGACUUCUCUCUGUGGGAAAGGGACUGGAACGACUUCUCCCAGACCUCCCCAGCUCCCAUUUCCACAUUCAGACUCCCAGCGGACUACCUGCGGGUUAAAAAGUACUAUUGCAACACAGACAACUCGGGGCUGCUCGCGCUGUUCUCGCGAGAAUUGGUUCCAGCUGAUCAUGUGAUAAUCCAAGAUGGCGGUGCCCAGCGAGGCAGAGAAGGAAGCGCCAGUUUACUUAAUAGUGAGCGGUAUCCCUUCGGAGUUGCGCUCGGCCCAGCUACGGAGCUACUUUAGCCAAUUUCGGGAACAGCGCGGCUGUGGCUUCCUCUGUUUCCACUACCGGCAUCGGCCUGAGCGGGCCCCUCCCCAGGCUGCUCCUGACUCUGCUCUAACUCCUACCGGCCAGGUUCUCGCUGAGACUUCAGUCACCGAUGCCCGCGCUCUCUCCACUCGGGACUCGGCUCCCGCCCAGACCCGCACCUGCUGCUGCGUCAUCUCGGUACCGGGGGCGGCUCAAGCCCAGAGGCUUCUUCGCAUGUACUCCGGCCGCCGUUGGCUGGAUUCUCAGGGGACUUGGUUGCCCGGUCGUUGUUUCAUCCGCAGACUUCGGCUACCUACUGAGGCAUCAGGUUUGGGCUCCUUUCCCUUCAAGACCCGGAAGGAACUGCAGAGUCGGAAGGCCAAGAGUGAAGCCUUCACUCUGGCCGACCUGAGGCAACUGCCAGAGCUGAACCCACCAGUGCUGAUGCCCAAUGGGAAUGUGGGAACUCCCCUGGGGGUUUUUUUGGAGUUGAUCCGGGCCUGCCGCCUACCCCCUCGGAUCAUCACCCAGCUGCAGCUCCAGUUCCCUAAGACAGGUUCCUCCCGGCGCUAUGGCAAUGUACCCUUCAGGUAUGAGGAUUCAGAGACUGUAGAGCAGGAAGAACUUGUGUACACCGCCGAGGGCGAGGAAAUACCCCAGGGAACCUGCCUGGCAGACAUACCAGCCAGCCCCCGUGGAGAGCCUGAGGAGGAAGGGGAAAAGGAGGAGGAAGAAGAGUCACACUCAGAUGAUGACGAUGACCGGGGUGAGGAGUGGGAGCGGCAUGAAGCACUGCAUGAGGACGUGACCGGGCAGGAGCGUACCACGGAGCGGCUCUUUGAGGAGGAGAUCGAGCUCAAGUGGGAGAAGGGUGGCUCCGGCCUGGUGUUCUACACUGAUGCCCAGUUCUGGCAGGAGGAAGAAGGAGACUUUGAUGAACAGACAGCCGAUGACUGGGAUGUGGACAUGAGUGUGUACUACGACAGAGAUGCUGGAGACAAGGAUGCUCGAGACUCUGUCCAGAUGCGUCUGGAACAGAGACUCCGUGAUGGCCAGGAGGACGGCUCUGUGGUCGAACGCCAGGUGGGCACCUUUGAGCGCCACACCAAGGGCAUUGGGCGAAAGGUGAUGGAGCAGCAGGGCUGGGCUGAGGGCCAGGGUCUGGGAAGCCGGGGCUCAGGGGUGCCCGAGGCCUUGGAUAGUGACGGCCAGCACCCCAGAUGCAAGCGUGGAUUGGGGUAUCAUGGAGAGAAGCUACAGCCAUUUGUGCAACUGAAGAGGCCCCGCGGAAUCGGCUUGGGGCUCAUCUCCACCAUCUACGAUGAACCCCUACCCCAGGACCAGGGGGAGCUGCUGCUCCGCCGCCAGCCACCCACCAGCAUGAAGCUUCGGACAGACAUGGCCUUUGUGAGAGGUUCCAGCUGUGCCUUGGACACCAACUCAGAGCCCGAGUGAUGACAGAUUCAGGGGCUUCCUUAGUCAGGGUCACUCAUAGCUGCAGUGGCAGCCCCCUGCCGGGACUCCCUCCGGAGUAGAAAGAACUCUGGGAGUAGCAAUCUGCACAACUUGUUCAGGGUGCUUUGUUCUGAACUUGCCUUCAGGCUCUCUACCUCAAGGGUGUUUUUACAAAAAGCCCCGCUAUCCUCCUCCCUUUUGAUAUUAGGGCUUAAUGACCUCUCCUCCUUGGUCUCCUAACCUUAGUUCCUGUUUAGACCUGCCCGUUGCCUCCCCCAGUACCUUGAAAGGCUGGACUGACUGAGGCUAUCAGCACAACCUUCAUUGGCGGGUCACUAUGAAGGCCAGAAAGUGGGAGGAAGAGACCUGGGAGAGGAGAGGGUUUGUGGGGCUGGGAAGAGACGGUCUUGGGGCGUGACCUCCCACGCCUCUACCCUUACCCGGCUGCGUCCGGAGAGUCCGCGGGAGGUGGUCGGGUCUGCGACCUAACGGGAGAGUAAAGGUUUGACUGGG